ACCCCUCCCUUCCUCCUCCCCGCUCCUCACCUCCCAUCGCAUCGUUUUCGGCGCCCAUCAAGCCUCCGCCCAUCCGCCCACCAGCACUUUCCCGGUGCCAAGCGGGCGUCGUCUCUUCCCUUCGGCAAACAGUCUCCUCCUCAGCCUGGUGGUGGUCGCACAAGCCCUUCACAGCCCUUCGUUCACAUACAACCAAACAUGCCGGGUCGCAAUAAGGAGCUCGAGGCCGAGGUGGUGGCGUGGGUGGAGGCCGUCCUUGGCGAGAAGCUCCCCCCAGGCAACUUCGAGGACGUGUUCCGCGACGGUGUCAUCCUCUGCAACCUCAUCAACAAGCUGCAACCCAACUCGGUCAAGAAGAUCCAGACUUCGGGCGGAUCCUUCAAACUCAUGGAGAAUAUUCAGAGGUUCCAGGAAGCCGUGAAGAAGUACGGCGUCCCUCACGAGGAGAUCUUCCAGACAGCUGAUUUGUUCGAGAGACGAAACAUACCUCAGGUCGUUCUUUGCAUCUACUCGCUCGGUCGCCAGACGCAGAAGCACCCCGAGUACCAGGGGCCGACGCUGGGGCCCAAGAUGGCGGAGGAGCAGAAGCGGGACUGGGACGAGGACCAACAGAGGCUGAUGCGGGACGGCCAGAUCGGGCUCCAGAUGGGCUACAACAAGGGGGCGAGCCAGGCGGGCCUGGGGGCCAUGAACCAGACGCGUCACAUGUAAGGAGGAAAGGAAGAGAGGAAGGAGGGCGUCCUCGUUUCCUUGCGUCGUUAUUCCCAUCGUCUUCGCUUUAUUUUCCCCACUGUGGCGGUGCGGUUUUCUGCCUCCUUCCUCGCACCAUUUCCCCCUUCUUCCCCAGCUCCACCUCCUACUUUUCGCUUCGUGAUGUCUUUGUUUAUUUGAUCUGCCUUUCCUCCCCUUCCUUCUUUGCAUCAUUUUCCUCCUCACCUCUCUACCUAUUCUUCUUCCUCCUCUCCCUCCUCCCUCAACCUUCCUUUGCUUCUUCCUCCGUUGGUCGUCUAACCCCAUUAGCAUUUUCAUGGCGCAGUAUCUCAUUACUUACUUUUCUUCAAAUCCCUCCGAAAAACUAUUUUUAGUUUGUCUUAGACCUUUUCCUUUAUUUGUUCCUCCUUUCUCCCUUCUUCUCCCUUCUCUUCAUUCACCUUUCUUUCUCAUUUGAACAUUUACCCUUUUCCUUCAGAUUCGAAAGCUGUAUCUUCUUAUGUAAGAAGUCAAAUCUGCCUUUAUUUUCGUCAAUAAACUUUCACAUUAACUUUCCUGUCAUUAUUUCACAUUCUUUGGUCUUCAAGAAAAAACUCAAGAGGAAAGCCAAUACCAGGACCUUUUAUUUUGACCUUAUGUAAGCCUAUUCCAGUUCUCUCUCUCUCUCUCUCUCUCUCUCUCUCUCUCUCUCUCUCUCUCUCUCUCUCUCUCUCUCUCUCUCUCUCUCUCUCUCUGUUUGUCUGUCUUCCUUUCUCCCCCCAAUCUGAUGCUGGUAAGAGGAAAACAAAGUGUCUCAUCAAGAUUAUCUUUUUAAAUUUCUUUCUCUCUUCCUUUAAUUUCUUAUAAACCCUUUUCCUGCCUCACAUAGUUUCUCAAAAUACGUGAGUCAUGCGUCUUCUUAACGACUAUUGGGAAAAAUGCCAGAUUAUGCUUAAUGAUGUAGGUAGUGAUCCCCCCCCCCCCCACAAUUCGUAUCUGCAUAGGGAAUGAGUGUCAUGUUUUACUAGUCGAAUAGAAGCCGAAUUAUUAAGCUAGUCUCCCCCUUUUGUGCUGAUGUUAUGCCGGGUCUCUGUUUUGUUUAAAUCAUGAUGGUAUUAAAAGAAUUAAAAUGA
Penaeus monodon (black tiger shrimp) is the source of this 1823-nucleotide messenger RNA. Its product is annotated as muscle-specific protein 20-like. Gene Ontology annotation, molecular function: actin binding. The coding region runs from base 199 to 711 and encodes 170 amino acids. Gene Ontology annotation, biological process: actomyosin structure organization. NCBI's taxonomy places the organism in Eukaryota, Metazoa, Arthropoda, Malacostraca, Decapoda, Penaeidae. The transcript has 4 exons. The record is from RefSeq and is a predicted model, not a curated record.